GCAGUUCCCACAGCCCCUACAGUGCCAGCAGAUCAAAUGGAAAGCCAACUUCCGAUUCUUGAUUCAAAGCCUGAUGCUCCUCCUGCCUACAGCCCCCAUUUUGUGCCAGGGCCCCCAGGAUCAGCUGUGCCCCAACCUGGAACAGGGUUGCCUAUGGUAUACUAUAAUGCUCAGCAGCCCACUACCUACCCUUUGCACCAGCCAGGUGGUACCUCUCCUAUACAGUACCAACCUGGCAGAUAUCCGGCACCAAGACAAACUGCUCCAAUCACAUGGAUGACUGGGCCAACUCCUAUGCCAAACUGCCCUCCUGGUCUGGAAUUCUUAACCCAGUUGGAUAAUGUACAUGUUCUUCAGCAUUUCCAACCUAUAGAAAUGAUGAUUAAUUUUGAAGCUAAUAAUAAAUACGAUGUUCGCAACAAUGAGAAUCAGAUGAUUUAUGUGGUGACAGAAGAUACUGAUGACUACACCAGGAAUGCCUAUCGUGGCCUGAGGCCCUUUGUGCUCCGAGUCACUGACUCCAUGGGCCGUGAAGUGAUGACCAUGCAGAGACCCCUCAAGUGCACCAUAUGCUGCUACUGCUGCUGCCCAUCUACCAGGCAAGAGAUGGAAGUACAGUGUCCUCCUGGUGUCACCAUUGGCUUUGUUAGAGAGCACUGGAACCUGUUCCGGGCAAUUUACAACCUUCAAAAUGAAAAGAAAGAAGUUAUGAUGAAAAUUGUUGGCCCAUGCCUAAGCUCUGGCUGUUGUUCAGAUUUUGUCUUUCAGGUGAAAUCCCUGGAAGGCACAUCUAUAGGAAGUAUUACUAGGAAGUGGAAUGGCCUGGUGGCAGCUGUGGCUGACUCUGAACACUUUGAAAUUCGCUUUCCCUUAAACCUGGAUGUGAAGAUGAAAGCCAUGAUAUUUGGAGCCUGCUUCCUUAUCGACUUUGUACAUUUUGAAAGAUCUGCACAGUCUCGUCAUCACUCUCAUGGGCAUCAUGGGCACAGACAUUAAGCAAUUAUUGUAAUAAUAUAGAGAAAACAGACACCUUGUAUUGGGCUUGCAGUCAAUUUCCUGUUAUUGACAUUUGCUUUUCUGCUUUUGAAGAUUAUUUUUAAAUUGUCUUAGUUCUGACAGGUAAGCUGAGAGAGUAAGUAUAAGAAUGCCGUCUGAAUGUGGUUUUGAUUGAGUACAUGUCUAAUUGUCUCCCUGGUUAGACACUGGAGAUUCUCCUGUGGAAAUUUUGAAUCAGUAACAAAAUAAAACAUAUACACCAUGAGCUAUAAGCACACUUGAGAAUGAGAAACUAAGUCCCAGAGCUUUCACAUUAAUAGUAAGUGAAGUGGUGGACAGUUUGAUCCUACCUACAAACGAAUAAUACUUUUCAUCUUUUCCAAACCAAAAUAUGUCAGAUAAAUAUUGUUUUAUUUUAGAAGGAAAAUUGUAUUUGCAUGCGUGUAUGGAGACUUCAUUUUGCCAAAGUUUACAAAAGUUUCUGUGGAUAUUUUUCUUUUAUUAUAAAUUAAGCAUACUUUUUUAUCAUAAGAUAUUUUCCCAUGACUAAUAUUAACUUCACAAGCAUGGAAAAGCAGGAGGUACCUGUAUGGGAAUAAAAGAUUAGUUUAUUAAUUUAUGUGAUGACUAGGUCCAUAGGCUGUGUGUAGAAGUUCAAGCAGCUUAGAGACAGCCCCUGAAAA
Suncus etruscus (white-toothed pygmy shrew) is the source of this 1679-nucleotide messenger RNA. It is a transcript of the gene PLSCR4, whose product is annotated as phospholipid scramblase 4. Gene Ontology annotation, biological process: plasma membrane phospholipid scrambling. NCBI's taxonomy places the organism in Eukaryota, Metazoa, Chordata, Mammalia, Eulipotyphla, Soricidae. Gene Ontology annotation, cellular component: plasma membrane. The coding region runs from base 37 to 996 and encodes 319 amino acids. The record is from RefSeq and is a predicted model, not a curated record. Gene Ontology annotation, molecular function: phospholipid scramblase activity. The transcript is spliced from 7 exons.